CUGGGUGUGGGGGGGCGCGGCGGGCCCGUGGGAGGCGUCCGCUGUCAGCUCGGACCUGAAGACUCCCCCUUCGGGGUCCGCGGAAAGUCGGUUGUCGCCUCUUCAGAAUUCUCCACUGCCGUCGUGACCCCCCGCCAGCCCGGGAAGGAGGAACAUCUUCCCUGACUGCAGCUCCGCGGACUCCGGCGGGGCUGCGUCCUUCCACCCGGGCGCCCGGCGCUGCCCACGGAGCUCGGCGCAGAGGUCGUCCGGAGCCCUUGAUCCUCCUGACCUCGCCAAUAAUCGUUUCUCCACCAAGUCGGGUCCAACUUGUGCGUCCGGAAUGCAAAUGACCUUACAAAGAGGAGCAGCUUGCCACUGCCCUCCUGGAUUCAUAGGCGGCCUGGUGGUCCUUGGAGUCACAGAAGAGAGCAUCAAGGUGCAUUUCUGCAUCAGCCUUCCAGCAUGGAAACCCUCCUUGUGUCCCCUGGUCUGUUUUCUAGAAGUCCAGUCUCCUUUCAUGAAGAGGCCAAAAGGGCAGUGGCUAACCAGCUGACAAAUUGUUAUCAGGACCUGGUAACCUUUGAGGAUGUGGCUGUGGACUUCACCAAGGACGAGUGGAUGCUCCUGGACUCAACUCAGAGAAGGCUGUACUGGGAAGUGAUGCUGGAAAACUAUGGGCACCUGGCCACAGUAGGAUAUCAGCUUGUCAAGCCCAGCCUGAUCUCCUGUUUAGAGGCAGAGGAGUUAAGGACAGCAGAGAGAAGUGUUCUCCAAGAAUGGGCAAUGAGACUUAACACCAAAGAGACAGCAGUUCAGCGGGAUACUUUUUGGUUAAAAAUGUUAGCAGAGAUACAGCUGGCCCAUAGCCAGGACAGAAAGGAGCUCUGUGACUUGAAGCCUCAUGAGGAACUCAUCAGAGAACACUUGGGUCCCCUGAUGCAUGGGAGUCCUCAAAAUGGAGGGGCCACUGAUGACUGCAGCCAGUGUGGACAAGACUUUCCUACUCUGCAUCAGGAAAUGGGUGCACACCAACUCCCGGCAUUCAGUCCAUGUGGAAAAGACUCGAGUCUGACUUCGGGUGAUGCUUACCAGGCACCAAGUGUGCAAGCCAGAUCCCUCGGAUGUGGUGCCUUUGGGCCUGCCUUGGUUGGCUGGUUAUACCUUCAGCCACCUGGGAGAGCUGGUAGUGACGAUGGGGCCUUCCAGUGGGGAGAGCAGCCUGGGGCCUUGGCCCCGCCCAUGAGCCACACUACGAGUGCUCAGGCACACCCCGGGAAGCAACGCUACGAAUGUAAGGAGUGCGGGAAAAGUUUUAAGUAUGCUGCCAACCUUAAUAUCCACAUGCGAAUCCACACAGGGGAGAAGCCCUACCAGUGUAAGGAAUGUGGGAAGGCAUUUUCUCGGUGCUACCCACUAACUCAGCACUUAAAAACCCACACUGAAGAGAAGCCCUUUGAAUGUCAAGUUUGUGGGAAGUGCUUUCGGAGUUCCUCCUGCCUCAACGAUCACUUCCGCGUUCACACCGGAUCAAAACCCUACAAAUGUAAGGACUGCGGCAAAGCCUUCACAGGGCGCUCUGGCCUGAGCAAACACCUGCCUACCCACACCGGAGAGAAGCCUUACGAGUGCAAGGAGUGCGGGAAGGCCUUCACCUCCACCUCGGGCCUCAUCAAACACAUGAAAAGUCACACAGGAGAGCGGCCCUUUGAAUGCGACCACUGCGGGAAGGCCUUUGCUUCCUCCUCCACCCUCAUCACCCACCUGCGGACUCACACGGGAGAGAAGCCUUUUGAGUGCAAGGUGUGUGGGAAAGCCUUCACGUGUUCCUCCUACCUGCGUAUCCACAUGCGCACACACACCGGCGAGAAGCCCUACUCGUGCAAGGAGUGUGGCAAGGCCUUCACGGAGCGCACGAGUCUCACGAAGCACUUGCGCACUCACACGGGAGAGAACCCCUUCGAGUGCCAUGUGUGCGGGAAAGCGUUUGCAUGUACCUCCUACCUCCACAACCACAUCCGGACUCACACUGGGGAGAAACCUUACGUGUGUAAGGAAUGCGGGAAAGCCUUCACGGUCUCCUCACACCUGAGUAAGCACGUGAGAAUUCAUACCGGGGAAAAGCCUCAUAAAUGUGAGCAGUGUGGGAAAGCCUUCACAGUGCGCUCAGGCCUCACAAAACACACACGAACCCACACGGGAGAGAAGCCCUACAUGUGUCAGGAGUGUGGGAAGGCCUUUACCACCUCCUCCGGUCUCAUGGAACACAUAAGAAGUCACACGGGAGAGAAGCCCUACGAGUGUGACCAGUGUGGGAAGGCCUUUGCGUCAUCAUCCUAUCUGAUCGCCCAUCUGAGGAUCCACACGGGAGAGAAGCCCUUUGAGUGUAGCACGUGUGGGAAAGCCUUCACAUGCUCUCCCUACCUGCAUAUCCACAUGCGCACGCACACGGGGGAGAAGCCCUAUGCGUGCAAGGACUGUGGCAGGGCCUUCGCUGUUUACUCUCACCUCAAUAAACAUGUGCGGACUCACAGUACAGAGAGAUGUCAGCCAGGUGAGGAUUUGGGGCCAGCUCGGGGUGCUGCUUCCCCUCUGGCAGGAUGCGUAACCACGCUGGAGGGGAGCCCUUUGGGUGGAAAGAAUGAGGACACGGCUUUAGGAAGUCCUUUUGCCCUGACAAUGCAUUCUGAUUCACAGUGGCCAGAGAGCUUGUCAGUGUAAGCCAUUCUGCAGUAUCCUCAGGCCCCCAUCACUGCAGGGUCCCCAGGAGAACCUGUUCUCUGCCUGUCCCAGGACCUGGAGGAGUGUGGAAAAGCUGAGUCUGUUCAAGUCCAUGUGACAAGCACACAUCUUUCAGCUGUGCCAUGUCAGGAAUGGAAAGCCCUACCUGUUUCUUGGGAGCUGAAGAAACACAUGAUACCUUCCAUUGAAGAGAAAGCUACUGAUAGAGAAUGGCCAAGGUGUAGUUCUGCAUAGUUCUUUGAUGGUUGACUGAGAAAGUCCUUAGGAAAGGAUGAAAUGUGGGGAAGUCACUAUUUUAUUUUCCAGUCUUAACAUCAUUCCUUAAUAAAUAGGCAAGGAUUCUCACUGAGAGAAAGUGAAAGAAAUCCUGAGUCCUUUAAGCUGACAGAGACAUGGCUUCACUGAUGGCUUUAUAAAUGUAUUUUGAUUACCUGCACUUUCAAUAUUUGAAAUGUUUUGAAAAUAUGUAUUUGUGACCAGUUUGAAAAUGUAAUUUCUUAUUCUCUUUAGCUUUUCUUUCAUCUUUACCAAGGUGUGACUGAAAACUAAAAUUAUAGAGGGUACAAUCUGAUGUGGUAUAUAUUACUAGUCAGGAUAAUUAUCCAUGAUAAUUGAACUGAAAUGAUUUAGGGUAUACUAUCUGAUGUAGAAUGAAUUGUCCACACACACACACACCAUCCUGAAAUGAUUACUACAGUCAGGAUAAUUGAAGUAUCUUAUAUGUGAUAUGGUGGCCCAUUAGUUUUGGGGUUGUGAAAUACUUUCCACUGUUUUAGCAGAUUCAGAUAUACAGGAUGUUGUUAUUGA
Dipodomys spectabilis (banner-tailed kangaroo rat) is the source of this 3528-nucleotide messenger RNA. RefSeq names its product zinc finger protein 345-like. Lineage: Eukaryota; Metazoa; Chordata; Mammalia; Rodentia; Heteromyidae. The record is from RefSeq and is a predicted model, not a curated record. The coding region runs from base 445 to 2700 and encodes 751 amino acids. The transcript is spliced from 7 exons. Gene Ontology annotation, biological process: negative regulation of transcription by RNA polymerase II. Gene Ontology annotation, molecular function: DNA-binding transcription repressor activity, RNA polymerase II-specific.